CUUUCUUCCGUCGCUUUGCCUGCGUUCGUGUAAUUGCGCUGCCCUGCCGUUGUCCCGCAAGUGACCAAGUGGCCAACUACACUGCGAAAAAAAAAAAAGGGCACUUCAAAGGCGUUCUGGUGCAGGGCACGAGGCUGUGCUAUAUUAUAUGACGGCACCUGUAACCAUGGGAAAACAAACCAGUUUUUCCAGACUUUCUCGGUUCCGGACAAUGCCAACUCUCCAGCAAACUGAUCCUACCUCGAUGCACUCACCCUUCGCCCAAAGCGAAAUACCAAAGGUGUACAACGAGGUGCACAAGUUCGUCCGGCAGUCCACAGCCAAACUACUCGAAACUUGGCAGGCGUCGUUCUUCACGUGCUCCAAAGAAAACGGUGCCAGCGACCACCAGUACCUGGAAAUCGGCUGCGGGCCGGGCAAUUUCACGCUCAACCACCUGUUGCCCUCGUGCCCACCGACCCUGAAGAGGCUCGUGUCAACCGACAACUCGCAAGCCAUGCUGGAUCAUGCGAAGACGGUCCACGCACACCCGAAGAUUGUUUACAAAUUGCUAGACAUAUCCAAAGACGACGAUGUGUCCCGCUUCGUCGCUGAGGAGGGUCGUUUUCAGCGAGUCUACUCUUUCCUCGCAUUUCACUGCAUCGAGGAUAACGCUGCUGCGCUGAGAAACGUGGAGCGGCUGCUGACACCUGGUGGCGAGUGCCUCGUCAUAUGGAAGGCGUGUCCGAGCAUGACAGUGCCGCUGCACCGUGCCCUCCUGGAGACCGAAUUGGGAGCAAAAUACCAUGACGUGAUUCAACGCGUCAUAAACACACCACCUGAGCCGCGCGGCCCUGCCACUUUGAGGAAUCACCUCCUCAGCCUUGUCGAGCAAACAGGGUUCGUUCCGUUGACUUGUGAGCUGUUGACAGUCAAUAUCGAAAACGCUGCAAUCGACGACGCUGCACGUCUCUACACUGCUGGUAACAUCAUCUACCAUCUGCUGACAGAAGAAGAGAAGCCCAAGCUGUUCAAGUUCACCAAGAACUUCUUGCUGCAAGAACAAAAUUCCGACGUCUCAUCCGUAGCGUCAACACGACAGCUGAGAUUUAUUUUCCAUGGUUAUAAGCCAUAGGUGUCACUCCUGUCUGUGCCAACGUCUGGAGAAUUCACAAAGUAACUUAACAUGAAUAUAUCUGUCCUGUGUUCUUAAGGAUCUCAGAACCAAACACUGGUGUAAUAUAAUGCGGUGCGGAUAGGAAGUGCGAUUUUUCAUCAUUAGAAGCGACAGCCUGGUUCUUAUUCUCUGAGUUUCGUUUAACUUUAUAUUGUACUGAAUGAAUUUUAUAUUGCUGCUACCUUACUACCCAUCAUAUCUGCGCUACGAUAUCUUACAUAGUGAUUUCAGUCAGCAAAGUUUACUAUACGUGACUUAAGAAAUCAGGGCAAAGUAGUACUUGCAUGUAAAUUAUUGCUAGCGUAAUAAAGUGUUCGUGUGGGA
Messenger RNA from Rhipicephalus sanguineus (brown dog tick), 1480 nucleotides. RefSeq lists its product as uncharacterized. Gene Ontology annotation, molecular function: S-adenosylmethionine-dependent methyltransferase activity. Lineage: Eukaryota; Metazoa; Arthropoda; Arachnida; Ixodida; Ixodidae. The transcript has 5 exons. The record is from RefSeq and is a predicted model, not a curated record. Bases 149 to 1114 code for a protein of 321 amino acids.